GGAAUAGCAAGAGGAAUGAUAUAUCUUCACCAAGACUCGAGACUCAAAAUAAUUCAUAGAGAUUUAAAAGCAUCCAAUAUUUUAUUGGAUGAUAGAUUGAACCUUAAAAUCUCAGAUUUUGGAAUGGCUAGAAUUUUUGGAGGUGAUCAAAUGGAAGCCAAUACAAAAAGGGUAGUUGGAACAUAUGGUUAUAUGUCUCCAGAAUAUGCUAUGGGAGGACUAUAUUCAAUAAAAUCCGAUGUCUUCAGCUUUGGUGUCAUAUUGCUUGAGAUUAUAAAUGGGAGAAAAAAUACCAGUUACCAUCAAGAGAACAUGAUUAAUUUGAUAGGACAUGCUUGGGCAUUAUGGAACGAAGGUAAAGUCUUUGAUAUAAUUGAUUCGAAGAUGGGUGAUUCAUGGAAACACGAAGAAGUUUUGAGAUGUUUUCAAAUAGGGCUUCUAUGUGUGCAAGAACUUGCUUUGGACAGACCAACUAUGUCAGAUGUUGCUUUCAUGCUAUGCAAGGAAAUGGCUUUACCUUCUCCCAAACAACCUGGAUACUGCAACUCUCUAGACACCAUAACCGUCAACAACCCAUUAAAGGACGACGGCAGCUUGAUCGUCUCCAACGGUGGGAUCUUUGGCCUUGGAUUCUUCAGCCCCGGCAAGUCAUCCACUAACCGAUAUGUCGGAAUUUGGUACUUAUUCUCCAACCAAACCGUCGUCUGGGUUGCCAACAGAGACAACCCUGUUCCUGAUUCCUCCGGCGUUCUCUCCCUAGAUAGAACAGGAAACCUUGUAAUCCUCUCCUCCUCAUCCGGACCAGACCCAGUCUGGUCAACCAAUGUCAACUCAACCUCGGGCUCAGGGAAUCAGGUUUCUUGUCAACUUUUGGAUACAGGGAACUUGAAAUUGGUUGACGGAGAGGAAGAAACGGUAGUAUGGCAGAGCUUCGAUCAUCCCACAGAUACAUGGCUUCCAUUCAUGAAACUGGGUCUGGACAGAAAGACAGGUCUAAACCGGUUCCUUACUUCAUGGAAAUCUGAAGAUGAUCCCGGAACAGGGGAAUCGGUUUACAAACUAGAUAUUACCGAGUCGCCGGAGUUGAUCUACCAACAGGGUGCGAAUCGGAUAUGGAGAACCGGACCGUGGAUCGGGAAAGGUUGGGUGGGAGUAACCCCUGCGGUGAUGAAUCAAUUUAAUUUCAAUGUGAGUUUCAUGGACACCGAAGAUGAGGUAUCGGUUAUGUAUAGAAUGUUUAACGAAUCGGUUCAUUCGAGGCUGGUGGUGAAUGGGUCCGGUGUUCUCCAGAGAGUGACAUGGCAAGAGGACAAUCAUCGGUGGUAUGCGAUUUGGUCAUCGGCCAAUUUGGAAGCUUGUAACAAGUACAGUCAAUGCGGGGCUUAUGGCAAUUGCGACCCAGAAACAACCACGAGGACUUUUGAGUGUACGUGCCUACCUGGAUUUGAGCCAAAGUCAAAGGAUAACUGGUAUAUAACAGGAGAUGGUUCGGGCGGGUGUGUGAGAAAGAAUGGUCGGACGUCGGUUUGUGGGAAAGGAGACGGGUUUUGGAAGGUGGAGCGAGCUAAGUCACCGGAUACCAUAGUUGCUCGCCUGAACCGGGGCAUGGGAUUAGAAGCAUGUAGAGAACAAUGUCUGAAUAAUUGCACUUGCACAGCUUAUGCAAGUACUAGUAGUACUGCAGGGCAGGGUGAAAGUGGCGGUGGCGGUGGCGGCCGCGGUUGCAUAACCUGGUAUGGAGAAUUGAUGGACACAAGAAUCAUGCCGGAUGGUGGCCAGGAUUUGUAUGUUCGCGUCGAUGCAAUUGAUUUAGGUCAGCAAUCAUUGUCUCAAAAGUUUUGUUACUACCACAAAAAAAAAUGUAUAGAUCCUUUGCUCCCUCUUCCCUCCUCUCACACAGGGGAUUUUUUUACUGAAUAUUUGAAGUUACAAAAAUCUAAGGGGCGACGUAUUAAAGUGGCAUACAUUAUUGUGGCCUCCAUCUCCAUAUUAUUAGCCCUUUGUGCACUAUAUUGGUUGAUAAUGGUUAAACGGAGAAAAGAUAGAAAGAGAAAAGAACGUAACAUAUUGCUUACUCCUACCGAUGGCUCAACAAAUGAAUGUUGGUCAACCGAAAAGUCGCUGAAUGAUUUUCCCUUUUUCGAUCUCAAUACGAUUGUUAUAGCGACUGAUAACUUUUCCAUUUCCAACAAACUGGGAGAAGGCGGGUUUGGCUCAGUUUAUAAGGGACGUUUAAAGAAUGGAUUAAAUAUUGCAGUUAAAAGGCUUGCGAAAAGUUCAAAUCAAGGAGUGGAAGAAUUUAAAAAUGAAGUUUCUUUAAUUGUCAAACUCCAACAUAGGAAUUUAGUGAGGCUCUUAGGAUGUUGUGUUCAACAAAAUGAGAAAAUGCUCGUAUAUGAAUACUUGUCAAAUAAGGGCUUGGACUCUUUUAUAUUCGAUGAAGAUAAAUGUUCUCUACUUGAUUGGGAGAAACGGUUUAACAUCAUUUUGGGGAUCGUAAAAGGAAUGGUAUACCUUCACCAAGACUCUCGAUUGAGAAUAAUCCAUAGAGACUUAAAAACUAGCAAUGUUUUGUUAGAUGAUGGGUUGAAUCCAAAAAUCUCAGAUUUUGGAAUGGCUAAAAUUUUUAGAGGUGACCAGAUGGAAGAAAACACAAAAAGAGUAGUUGGAACAUAUGGUUAUAUGUCUCCAGAAUAUGCUAUGAGAGGAUUAUACUCAGUCAAAUCUGAUGUAUUCAGCUUCGGUGUUAUAUUACUCGAAAUUAUAAGUGGAAGAAAAAAUAACAGCUACUAUCAAGAGAACACGAUUAAUUUGAUUGGACAUGCUUGGGCCAAAUGGAAUGAAGGUAAGAUUUUUGAUAUAAUUGAUUCGAGGAUGGGUGAUUCAUGGCCACGAGAAGAAGUUUUGAGAAGUUUUCAGAUAGGGCUUCUAUGCGUACAAGAACAAGCUUUUGAGAGACCAACAAUGUCGGAUGUUGCUUUCAUGUUAUGCAGAGAAAUGGAUUUACCUGCUCCAAAGCAACCAGCGUUCAUCUUCGAAAAACAUGACAUGAAUGUCCUCCAUUCAUCAACAAGUUUCAAAGCUAGCUCCAUUAACAAUAUGACCAUCACACAGAUCAAUGAUGAAGAGAAAUGUUCUCAACUAAAUUGGGAGAAACGGUAUAACAUCAUUCUGGGAAUUGCAAAGGGAAUGGUUUAUCUUCACCAAGAUUCUCGGUUGAGGAUAAUUCACAAUGACUUGAAAACUAGCAAUGUUUUGUUAGAUAAUGAGUUCAAUCUUAAAAUCUCGGAUUUUGGAAUGGCAAGAAUUUUUAAAGAAAAUAAAAAUGAAGCAAAUACAAUUAGGGUAGUUGGAACAAUCGACGCGUACGAAGAGGUUCUGGCCUCCACCUUGAACGAGUCUGAUAUCGAGCAAUUCUCCGUGCCAAAUUAUACAGUGAUCAGGAUCUUCAGCACUUGCAGAAUAGAUAUUGCGGUUAAAAGACUAGCAAAAAAUUCCGAUCAAGGCUUGGGCAUUAUGGAACGAAGACCAACUAUGUCAGAUGUUGCUUUCAUGCUAUGCAAGGAAAUGGCUUUACCUUCUCCCAAACAACCUGCUUUCAUCCUCAAUGGAUAUAAGAUGAAUGUCUUGGAAUCACCAACAUGUGUCAAAGUCAUCUCGUUUAACAACCUUACCAUCACCGAGAUCAAUGCAUUAGCUAUUGGUGUCCUACUUAUGGUUUACUGGUUCAUAAUGGUUAAAAGGAGAAAAGAGAGAAAGAUAAAGGAAAGACAAAUACUGCUUACUCCAGCUAACAGUUCAUCGAUUGAACCUUCCACAACAGGAAAUCCUUUUGAGGAUUUCCCAUUUUUUGAACUUAGUAUCAUUGUUGCAGCCACAAACAAUUUUUCCAUUUCAAAUAAACUCGGACAAGGCGGAUUUGGCACGGUUUAUAAGGGAUGUUUAAAGGAUGGAGUGGAGAUUGCUGUAAAAAGAUUAUCCAAAAGUUCACAUCAAGGUGUGGAAGAGUUUAAGAACGAAGUUUCGUUAAUUGCCAAACUUCAACAUAGAAAUUUGGUGAGAUUGUUAGGAUGUUGUGUUGAACAUCAUGAGAUGGUUCUCGUAUAUGAAUACUUACCAAAUAAAGGUUUGGCCUCAUUCAUUUUUGAUGAAGAGAAAUGUUCUCAACUAAAUUGGGAGAAACGGUAUAUUGUCAUUUUGGGAAUUGCAAAGGGAAUGGUUUGUCUUCACCAAGAUUCUCGGUUGAGGAUAAUUCACAGGGACUUGAAAGCUAGCAAUGUUUUGUUAGAUAAUGAGUUGAAUCCUAAAAUCUCGGAUUUUGGAAUGGCAAGAAUUUUUAAUGAAAAUCAAAAUGAAGCAAAUACAAUUAGGGUAGUUGGAACAAUUGGUUAUAUGCCUCCAGAAUAUGCUAUGGGAGGACUAUACUCUAUAAGAUCUGAUGUCUUCAGUUUCGGUGUUGUAUUGCUUGAGGUUAUAAGUGGAAGGAAAAAUAACAGUUAUUAUCGAGAGAACACGAUUAAUUUAAUUGGACAUGCUUGGGAAUUAUGGAAAGAAGGUCAGGCCUUAGAUAUAAUUGACUCAAGGAUGGGAGAUUUAUGGCCAAACCAAGAAGUUUUGAGAUGCAUUCACAUAGGACUUCUAUGUGUGCAAGAACAUGCUAUGGAUAGACCAACUAUGUCGGAAGUUGUUUUCAUGCUAUGCAAAGAGAUGUCUUUACCUUCUCCAAAGCAACCCGCUUUCAUCUUCAACGGACAAGACAUGAAUGCAUCGGAUUCAUCGACGAGCAUUAAAGUGAACUCCAUAAACAACCUUAGCAUUACUGAGAUCAUAGCUAGAUGA
Messenger RNA from Impatiens glandulifera, 4839 nucleotides. Its product is annotated as G-type lectin S-receptor-like serine/threonine-protein kinase At1g11410. The record is from RefSeq and is a predicted model, not a curated record. NCBI's taxonomy places the organism in Eukaryota, Viridiplantae, Streptophyta, Magnoliopsida, Ericales, Balsaminaceae. Bases 16 to 4839 code for a protein of 1607 amino acids. The transcript has 21 exons. Gene Ontology annotation, molecular function: ATP binding; protein kinase activity. Gene Ontology annotation, biological process: recognition of pollen; protein phosphorylation.